Messenger RNA from Morone saxatilis (striped sea-bass), 4614 nucleotides. RefSeq names its product calcineurin-like phosphoesterase domain containing 1 (gene cpped1). Lineage: Eukaryota; Metazoa; Chordata; Actinopteri; Moronidae. The coding region runs from base 157 to 1098 and encodes 313 amino acids. The record is from RefSeq and is a predicted model, not a curated record. Gene Ontology annotation, molecular function: hydrolase activity. The transcript is spliced from 6 exons.
CGCACAAACAGGCAGUGUAGUCGACCACCGAUACUCCCCGAUAGACAGCGGGGGCCAGCCUACAGCUACCUGUCCGGAGGCUUGCUGACAGGCUCACAAGUCCCACAUUUGUUUGCUCGGACAGUUUUUUUUUUUUUUUUUGAACCACUGGACCCUAUGGCUGGCAGCGAGGAUAUCUUUCUCAGGGCUAAACACCGGACAUUCAGCGGACUGACUGAAGAUGCAGAGUGUGAGUGGACGGGACCAUUUUGCUUCAUCCAGGCUGCAGACCCCCAGCUGGGGCUGAUGAAGGCCUGGAAGGACGGCGACUGCGAUGGUGGAGGGGAGGAAUGGGCCGAGGAGGUGGAGCUCACCAAGCAGGCUGUGGAGGCCGUAAACCACCUCAGACCCAGGCCGAGGUUCAUGGUGCUGUGUGGCGACCUGGUCCAUGCCAUGCCAGACACUCCAUUCAGGCAAGGUCAGGAGCAAGACCUGAAGUCAGCCUUGAAGGGGACAGAUCCCUCCAUCCCACUGGUAUUUGUCAGCGGGAACCAUGAUCUGGGCAACACUCCCACCCCCAGGACAGUGGAGCAGUAUUGCAGCGCUUGGGGGAAUGACUAUUUCAGUUUCUGGGUGGGUGGAGUCUUCUGCCUGGUUCUGAACUCCCAAUUGUUCUAUGAUGCCUCGGCCUGCCCUCAGCUGAAGGAGGCCCAGGAGACGUGGCUGGAGGAGCAGCUGAGCAGAGCCUCCUCCUCAACGGAAACCAAACCCAAACACGUCCUGGUGUUCCAGCACAUUCCUCUGUACCUAAAGACCCCCGAUGAGGAGGAUGACUACUUCAACCUGCAAAGGGGAGUCAGACAAAACCUGCUGGACAGGUUCAAGAAGGCAGGGGUGAAAACGGUCUUCUCCGGCCAUUAUCACCGAAACGCCGGCGGUUGCCACGGCGGCCUGGACAUGGUGGUGAGCUCGGCCAUCGGUUGCCAACUCGGCGAGGACACCCACGGCCUGAGGGUGGUGGUAGUGACUGCUGACGAUGUCAUCCAUCGCUACUACAGCCUGGAGCAGCUGAGAGCGCGAGGCAUGGACGAGGAACUCAGGAAGCUCCUGCAGGCCUGAGGGCCAAUGGAGGGAAAAUCAGGGAAAUGUAUUUUUUUGAUUACACAGUUUUGAGCCCCUGUUCUGCCAAUCAAGAGUUAUAUGCUAAGAAAAAAAGUCUUGAACAAAUGCUAGGAUAUUAUUGAGGAUUUAAAUGUUUUUGCUUUUUAUUUUCAGUUCAAUAGGGGCAAUCUUAACCUCUACCCUUCAUUUUGAAAGAGUGCUUUCCCACAUUCAGUUUUUUUUUUUGGCCUGAAAUAAGAGAAUUAGGAAUGUCCUGAUCCGAUCUCAACGAUUGGUAUCGGCGCCGAUCAAGGCAUUUCUUAACUGAUUGGUAUCGGCUAUGUUGAGCUUUAAUGAUCCGAUCUUUUGUUUUACGUCAGCUGUCAUACAGCUGUUUACUUACAAAGCUUUCAUGCACGGUGCAGCCAUCUUCAACUCUUUGUUGCUGUUCCUCUUCCUCCACUCUGCUCUGUGUGAGAGAGCAGUAGAUAUCUGACACAAGCACACUCAACACGCCACUGCAGGUGCAACAAAAGUCCUGCGAACAAAAAACCAAUAAGAGUAACUAAUGAAUGUAAUCCGGGUAAAAGGUGUAGAGACGACGGAAAUAAACCCUCAGCAAAAUGCAGUUCAUUCAGGUAACUCAGGUAAAAGCUGCACUGAAGCACCAAACACUGGAGAGAGAAACUCCCUCCAGACAGCGACAAGAACAAGAAGAUUAAAGAGGGUUUGUUAUUUUAUACUAUAAUAUAGUAUAAAAAAAAAAAAAAAAAAACAACAAUCUAUGCAGGCAUUUUGUUUGUUAAUGCAAUGCAGAGCUAUUUAAUUGUCAGGCAUGUAGGCUACAUUGGAUUGAUUUGAAUCAUUUUAAUGUACUCGAAGUGUGCAUGAGCAAGUAUCGGAUCGGUACAGAUACUCAAUAUUAAAUGGACUUGGAUCGGAUCAGGGGCUAUUAUUGAUAAAAUUGAAAUUCAGUUUAUUUUCUCUCUCUUCUGAAUGUUUUCCUAGGAGCAUUUCUGCCCUAAAAGGGGUGCACAAAGAUCAUUCAGUGUUUUCUAAAACUAGUGGUUCUUUUGUGCAGAAGCACAACCAUUACCGCACAGUCCCCCUGUAUCAGAAGGAGACUGACACUCGGUCUGUCUGUCCAGUGUAAAUGUUAAGAGUUACGCUAUGGUAAAGGCAAAUGUCGUCGGUGUAACUUUAAAUGUAUACAAACUUUAAUGGUAUAGGAAGAUUCCACCUUAAACAUUGAAACCUCAUUCAAAGUAGCUCAAAAUAAUUGGUGUGGUUUCACUGUGCAUUUAGUAGUUUGGUGCUACAGUUUUCGUCCUGUUUUUGUACGUAAGCGUGUUCUUGAUAGGUACAGGGCUUGUGUGAUAAUUUCACAAGGAAUGUUCUUUAGGCUGUUGAAAAGCAUCAUGGGAAAUGUAGGAAACCACUUAGGUCCAGUUCUUUAUCCUAAAAUGAUUACAGGACUGCACAUAAAGACACAGGUUUAUGUUAUCUGACAGUGUGUGAGGAUAAAAGGGUGGAAUCCUUCUUUAGUUUUGCUAAAAUAUCCAGAUGUCAUAGCUAUUUCUAGUUUGCUGUUGUUGCUGUCUAAUGACUUGUUGGCCAUCCUAUGCAAGCUAUUCAAAUCACUAUAUUGUGUGUGAGUGUGUGUUUUUGUUUUAUGUUCAACGUGGUACAUUGUUGUCCCCUGGAAGAUGUGGAGCUAACUGCUGACCUCUGAUCAGACUUUGAGUUGUCUGUUUAUAGCCCUUUACACUGCCCUUACAGGCAAAAGAUGACUGUUCUGAGAAGCGUUUUUUACUGCUUAGCUAUUAUACUGUUUUACAUAUGUGUUUGAAUAUAUGUUGAGAGAUUAUACUUAAUCCAUAUUAAUUAUAGCAAAAGACAGUCUUGUUUUUGACAAACUGAUUUUAAAGUUAGACUCCUUAAGAACUAAGACUGAUUCACUGUAAUUGUAAAUGAUUGUCUUGUUUUGUAGACGCAUUUUUGAUGAAGAAUGUCGGCACUAACCUCCAUGGUAAUUUCCACUGCCUUUCCUGUAACUACUUACCAAUAAAAGCCAGUUAUACACUUUUAAUGUAACGCGGCAGCAGUAGGAAAUGUUUGGUUCGCAUUAGCAGCUUUGAUACAGAGCAAGGAGAGUAAACAGUGACGCUAGAUUACAUACAUGAUUUCAUGUGAAUCCUCUGUGCGUGUGGAGGGAAUUUGAAGCUAGUGCAUGAAUGGCGGACCCCGCCACUAACAAGGAAAACUAUUUUAUAAAAAGGUAAUUACAUAAUGUAGACACAUUGAAUGGCUAUUGCAGAAAAAAAGGACUUGAUAUAAUAAUAAUAAUAAUAUAAUAUAAUAUAAAAAAUGGGGUUCAAUGUCAUGAAAAAGAAUUCUAACUUAAAUAUGUUCUUCUAUUGUUAAGGAGUAUUGCAGCGCCUAUUUUCUGCCCAAAUCUAUUAAUCCUGCAUUACUCCAAUACAGAUAAAUUACUAAGGCGUGCAUGUUGCAAUAUCCAUUUGGUUUCUUCUAGUUACUUGUUUAUGAAAGCGUAGAUCAAACUGACUGGGUUUCCCUCACGGUAAUGUUUUUGUGAUGAAAAUAUUUCAUCAUUGGAUCAGAGUUUAAAUCAAAAUUUAUGAUGCAACACUUCACAUUUAAAUCACACCUAAUCGGUUUAAUCUGCUUGGGAUUCUUGCUGUGAACUCACACAGAAGUGCUCAGUGCAUAAAAUGAAUAAAGUGUUGGUGAUUAAUGGGAGGAGCACAGUAUUUCCUGACUGUUUAGUCAUAGCUGAAAUAACCUCACAGUGUCACAGCCUACUAGCUGCAGGCUUAUUUGGGAGCUCACAGUCCUGAAAUUGUCUUUAAAAUGGACAUUACUGCAACAAAAUGACUUUCUCUGUGAGCCCUAAAUGACUCUACUCGAUUACACUUUCCACACACACACACACACACACAGACUCUCACACUCGUCCUGACCGACUGGGAAUUUAAGAGAGUUGUCAUGGCAACCCUUUAGCAACACAUCUGUGUGUCUCGUAGAGAGACUGCAAGUGUUGGAGAGAAAGUGUAUGUACUCCCCGUUUGUGUGUGUGUCCGUCUGUGGUCUGGUGGGUACUGUAGGUGAUUUUCCAUCAGCGACGCGAUCACUGACCUCAUUUCACACCGACGGAUCCUGUCUCUUUUCCAAAAAGUCAGCAUGUGAUGGAGGGAGGAGGGGGCGUCUGAGAGGAAUGGAUAAUGAGCGUAAUGUGUAAAAGACGACUCAGUCCAUCUCCUUCAUUUCCUGUUUGAGAAGGAACCUUAUGUCCUUAUCUAUUUUUAUAUCCUCAUGGUAGCCGAGCUCAAUCACAUUGUUCUUUAUCUUUUUGUGUGUGUGUGUGUGUGAAUUUGAUUUAGAGGACAUUUGCUCUAUGAAUUGGGGAACAUCACAUGCUUUGACUUGUUCCUGUGUUGAAUUCUAAUGAAUGACCAUACCAAACAAUAUGACUGUGACAGUUAUUUUUUAUAAUAAAUGUUGAUUUGUAUCUAA